AUGACUUCUCCUACGAUCGCCUUGAACAAUGGCAAGCAGGUGAGCAAAAAUUCGGCUAGCGACGUGGACAUGAAGAUGAGAGAGCAAGAGCUGACUUGCAAUCUACAGAUGCCACUCGUCGGCUUCGGACUGUGGAAGGUCAACAACGACACCUGCGCCGAUCAGGUCUACAACGCCAUCAAGACUGGCUACCGCCUCUUUGACGGUGCCUGCGACUACGGUAAUGAGAAGGAGGCCGGUGAGGGUGUUGCCCGCGCCAUCAAGGAGGGCAUCGUCAAGCGCGAGGACCUGUUCCUCGUCAGCAAGCUCUGGUGAGUCCCCCAUCCCAGAGCAAGUGAAGGGCCGGAAGUUUGGCUAAACCCAAACCAAGGAACUCCUUCCACGACAAGGAGCGCGUCAAGCCCAUCUGCAAGAAGCAGCUUGCAGACUGGGGUAUUGACUACUUUGACCUCUUCAUCAUCCACUUCCCCAUCGCCCUCAAGUACGUCGACCCAUCCGUUCGCUACCCGCCGGGCUUCAUGGACGAGAACAACAAGCUCUCCCUCAGCAAGGCUACACUCGAGGAGACAUACCAUGCCAUGGAGGAGCUCUACGACGAGGGUCUCAUCAAGUCCAUCGGUAUCUCCAACUACACCGGCUCCUUGAUCCUGGACGUCGAACGCUACGCCAAGCACCUGCCCCAGGCCCUCCAGAUCGAACACCACCCUUACCUCGUGCAGCAGGACUUGUUGGACCUCUGUGCGAGCCGCAAGAUCGCCGUGACUGCGUACUCUUCUUUCGGACCGCAAUCCUUCCUGGAGCUGAACAUGCAAAAGGCGAAGGAUACUCCUCUUCUCUUUGAACAUGACACCCUGAAGAGCAUUGCAGACAAGCACAGCAAGACCCCUGCACAGGUCCUUCUGCGGUGGGCCACUCAGCGAGGUAUCGCCGUGAUCCCCAAGUCGAACAACCAAAGCCGCCUUGCGCAGAAUCUGGACGUGUGCUCGUUCAACCUCUCGGAUUCGGAGGUGCAGCAGAUCAGCGGCCUGGAUAAGGGACUGCGGUUCAACAACCCGCUCAACGUGAGUGAACACACGAUAUCCAGCAGAAGUCGACGUGCACGAGAUGAUGCUGACUCUCUUCCCAGUACGGCGUGCAAGUCCCCAUCUUCGCCUAA
This is a messenger RNA of Lecanosticta acicola, 1156 nucleotides long. Lineage: Eukaryota; Fungi; Ascomycota; Dothideomycetes; Mycosphaerellales; Mycosphaerellaceae. The record is from the annotation of a GenBank genome assembly.